Molecule: messenger RNA, 3372 nt
Organism: Raphanus sativus (radish)
Lineage: Eukaryota; Viridiplantae; Streptophyta; Magnoliopsida; Brassicales; Brassicaceae
Exons: 2
Coding region: 1-3372 (1123 amino acids)
Biological process (GO): DNA integration
Molecular function (GO): zinc ion binding; nucleic acid binding
Source: RefSeq, a predicted model, not a curated record
AUGAAAGAACUGUUACACAUUCACAAGCCUAUUAUGCUUGACAGUACCAACUUCGGGCACUGGAAGGUUAGGAUGCAACACAUCAUCAGAAGAGUUGAUGAAGAUGCUUGGACGUCUGUAGAAGAUGGUUGGGUUGCGCCUACUGUCAUCAUGGAGGAUAAGUCUGUGGAUGUUGAGCAAUUCAAGAUCAUACAAGGAUGUGAAUCUGCAAAGCAAGCUUGGGAUACACUCAUCAACCACUUUAAGGGGAACACAAGUGUGAGAAGAACUCGUCUUGAUCAUCUUGCCUCCAAGUUUGAAAAUCUGAGGAUGAGUGAUGAUGAGCCGAUUGAGGGGUUCAUAUGCAAGAUCAGCGAGCUGGCAAGUGAAGCAUCAGUCCUUAGUAAGAAGUAUGAAGAAAAGGACUUGGUAAAAAAAUUGUUGAGAUGCUUACCGCCACGAUUCGAGGCAUACAAGGCAGUCCUUACACUUGCUGUAGACACAGAUGAGAUGAAUUUUGAUCAACUCUCCGGAAUCCUGAAGGUACAUGACCUUGAGAAGAAUGAUAGGCAAGCUACAAAUCAGAAGAGCAUCGCCUUCAAAGCUGAGUCUCACGAUAGCCGUGUCACCAAGAUUGAAGAGAAUCUCAGCUUAAUAGCUCGAAACUUUAACAAGUACAUCAAGCGCAUGGAAAAGGGUAAUGGAAGAUCGAGUGGUCGGUAUCAACGGAAUGACAGUGAAAGAAGCAGUUCUCAGAGCUCAAGACAGGAGUCUAGCAAAAACACCAAGAAGUGUCAUGAGUGUGAUGGUUUCGGUCACUUUAGAAGCGAGUGUCCUCUAGCUAAGAGAAAGGAGCAAAAAUGCAUUGAGUGCAAAGACAUUGGUCAUAAUCGCAGUGAGUGUCCUAGUAUCCUUAAGAAGGAGAAGUCUCUUGUGAGUUUUAGUGAUACUGAAUCCGACAGCGACACUGAUGAAGGGGAGAUGCAUCAAAAUUUCAUGGCAUUGAUUGGUGAAGAAACUGGAAAAGCAACUGAUAUUGACAGUGAGGAUGAUGAGGAUUUCGAGCAAGAUCUUGAAGCUGAGUACAAGGAUCUCUUUAACAAGUUCUCUGAUCUUAGUCAUGAGAAUCUUUCGUUGCUUAAAGAAACUGCAAUGUUAAAGGCUCAGAUUAACAUACUGGAACUUGAUCAGCCCUCUGUCAAAACAAAGGAGUACUCUAUUGACAGGGAAUCUGACCAAGAAGUGCUUGCACUUAAGAGAGCUAUGACAGAGAAAGAACGAGUCUGCAAGGAAGCUGAAGCUCACGUGCAAAGGCUAAGUGAUCUCUUGACUAUGGAGACCGAUCGAAGCAGAUUACUUGAGAGUCAACUCACUGAGAAUCACAAGAAAAUUCGGAUGUUAUCAACGGGUACCGCAUCUCUUGAUCACAUACUGACUUUGGGACAGUGUCCAAGUCACAGCACUGGGCUGGGAUACAAGGGAUCUACCUCCACAACGACAGAAACAAAAUUUGUGAAGGAAGCUCCUAGGGAAGAAAGGAAACCUGAAGGAAAGCCUACUCAUGCUGAAAGGAACAAUCAUGUUCUUCCUAUACUAAGAAGACGUGGAAACGGGUGUCACUUCUGUGGAAAACGAGGACACAAUGUCAGGUUUUGUUACUUUCGAAGAAGUCAGUAUGAGAGAGCUUGGAGGUUGAACUUGUGCUUCACAGAACCAACAGCCUAUGGGUGUGUGUGGAUAGCUAAACGAGACUUAUACCCAAACUACAAGGAUCGCACUCCCUCAGUGUCACUUACCAUCCGUGCUGAGUCACACACUGAAGUCAACCAUGAUCUUGUCUGUAACUUCGUGAGGAUACAAGAAGAAACUGAAAUUGUGAGUCAUGUUGCGUACACCUCAGCUGAAGAAGCAUCACAGACACAACUUCCUUGGUACUUUGACAGUGGUUGCUCGAAGCAUAUGACUGGAAACGAAGAUUAUCUUGAGAAACUUGAACUUAUCAGAGGUGGAAAGGUUACGUUUGGAGAUGGUGGACAAGGUAAGAUUUGUGCUAUUGGGAUUACCUCCAGAUCUGAUGUACCUAAACUCUCAAAUGUCUACUUUGUUGAGGGACUCAAGGCGAAUCUCAUCAGUGUAAGUCAAUUGUGUGAUGAAGGAUUGGAAGUAAUCUUCAACAGCAAGGAAUGUCGUGCCAUUGAUGCAAGAAACAAUGUUGUGUUGAGAGGCAUUCGCUCAGGGAACAACUGUUAUCUUUGGAGACCUUCAAACGUGUGUUUUGCAGCUUCGGAGUCUAAACUUGAUCUAUGGCACAAGAAGUUGGGACAUAUGAAUACCAAUGGGCUCAACAGACUUGUAAGUGCUGAAGUGGUAAGAGGCGUUCCUGACUUGGAGAAACAAACGGAUACUGUAUGCGGAGGAUGCUGUCAAGGAAAGCAAGUCAAAGUGCAACACAAACAAAUUUCAGAGAUCAGAUCUACACGAAUAUUGGAGCUGGUUCAUAUGGAUCUUAUGGGUCCGAUCACCCCUGCAAGCAUUGCUGGUAAGCGAUAUAUCUUUGUGAUGGUUGAUGAUUUCUCCAGGUACACGUGGGUUGAUUUCUUACGCCACAAGUCUGACGCCCUUGAGAGUUUUAAAAUUAUGGCUCUUCAACUCAAGCAAGACAAGGGUGGAAUCAUUCAGAUUAAGAGCGAUCAUGGUGGUGAGUUUCAAAACGAAGAGUUUGAUAAGUUCUGUCACAGUCAAGGUAUUCGUCAUCAGUAUGCUGCACCUAGAACUCCUCAGCAGAAAGGAGUUGUGGAAAGAAAGAAUAGAACACUGCAAGAAAUGGCGAGAGCUAUGUUGUGUGGAAAUAGUGUUCCAUCAGGCUUCUGGGCAGAAGCAAUUAGCACUGCAUGCUAUGUGAUAAAUCGAGUCUAUGUCAAGCCUAAGACCAAGACUACGCCAUAUGAGAUCUUCAAGGGCAAAACCCCAAAUCUGAGUCACUUGCAUGUAUUUGGAUGCUUAUGCUACAUUCUGAAUGACAAAGAACAUCUUGGAAAAUUCGAGGCAAGAAGCGACAUAGGUAUGUUUUUGGGAUACUCAGUAAACAGCUCUGCCUACCGUGUGUUCAACCAACGCACCAAGUUCAUUGGUGACAAUGUUAAUGUUGUCUUUGAUGACAAUAUUGGAUUCUAUGAGGCUCGGGUAACACAAACUAUUGAGAGUGUCACACAAAGUCCGUCAAAAGAAGCUGAAAGCGAAGGGCAAGAUGAGCCUGAAGACAAUGAUGACCCUGAGAUGACUAAAGUCGAUCUAGACCAGAGCAAAGUGCAUAAGAAUCAUUCCUCAGCUGAUGUCAUUGGAGGACUAUUUGAUGAAAGGGUUACACGAAAGAAGCAAAUUAACUUCAAAUAG